UGUAAUAACCAGCAGCUAGGGUUUUCCUCCAAGGUUUGACGGGCGAGAGAGAAGAAGAGAUUCUCUCUUGCAAUGGCGAAAAACAAUCAAUUUCAGCUAUUCAAUAGCAUGACGAAGCAAAAGGAGAUCUUCAAAACCAAGCAGCCGGGCAAGGUUGGCAUGUACGUUUGCGGCGUCACCUCCUACGAUCUUAGUCAUAUCGGCCAUGCCCGGGCCUACGUUGCUUUUGAUGUUCUUUACAGGUAUCUUAAGCACUUGGAUUAUGAUGUUACUUAUGUUAGGAAUUUCACGGACGUGGAUGAUAAGAUAAUCCGUAGAGCAAAUGAGCUUGGGGAAGAACCCUUAUCAUUGAGUAAUCGUUAUUGCCAUGAAUUUCUUGCUGACAUGGAUGAUCUUCAAUGCCUCCGUCCUACCCAUGAGCCUCGUGUCUCUGAACACAUGGAUCAUAUACGAAAUUUGAUAGCCGAGAUAAUUACUAAUGGUUAUGCAUAUACCUUGGAAGGGGAUGUGUAUUUCUCUGUUGACAAACUUCCAAGCUAUGGUCAAUUAUCUGGACGGAAACUUGAGGACAACAGAGCCGGUGAGCGGGUUGCUGUUGAUUCAAGGAAACAAAACCCCGCCGACUUUGCUUUGUGGAAGGCUGCUAAACCUGGAGAACCAAGCUGGGAUAGUCCAUGGGGCCCAGGAAGACCUGGAUGGCACAUUGAAUGCAGUGCAAUGAGUGCUCAAUACUUGACUUAUUCAUUCGAUAUCCAUGGCGGUGGAAGGGAUUUAAUCUUUCCCCAUCACGAGAAUGAGCUCGCCCAAAGCUGUGCUGCUUGUUCCGAUACCCAUGUGGGUUACUGGGUCCAUAAUGGUUUCGUGACUGCUAACGAUGAGAAAAUGUCUAAAUCCCUUGGAAAUUUUUUCACAAUUCGCGAAGUUACUAAACUAUACCAUCCUCUAGCAUUACGCCAUUUCUUGUUGGGCACACACUACAGAUCACCUGUCAACUAUUCAAUUUCUCAAAUAGAAAUAUCAUCGGAAUCUGUUUACUAUAUAUACCAGACAUUGCAAGAUUGUGCAGAUGCUCUAUCCCCAUUUCGACAAGAAUCUCAAAAUAAUAGCAAACCUGUUAAGACAACUCCAGCAGCUCAAGAGUGUAUUAAUAAGCUACGUUCAGAUUUCGAAACGAAGUUAUCAGACGACUUGCAUACGCCAUAUAUUCUGAAUGCUUCUCUUCAAGAAGCAUUUAGAUUCAUAAACACUUCUUUGAACCAGCUAAAGAAGAAGUUACAGAAGCCGCAACAGUUAGCGCUUGUGCGUUCCUUAACUGAACUGGAGGAAGAAAUCAAAACGGUUUUGAGAGUGAUUGGGCUUCUCUCAUCGGCUGAUUACUCUGAGGUCUUGCAACAGCUGAAAGAAAAAGCCCUAAAAAGGGCUGGAUUAUCAGAAGAAGACAUAUCAGGUUUCAUUGAAGAGAGAGCAACAGCAAGGCAAAACAAGGAUUUCGGUAGGGGAGACGAGAUCAGAAGCGAGCUAACGAAGAAGGGUAUUUCCUUGAUGGAUAUAGGCAAGGAAACUGUCUGGCGCCCAUGUGUUCCAACCAUUGAACAAGAAGAAGAGCAGAAGCAGCAAAAUCUGCCUGUGGAAGCUGGAGUGCAGAAACUCUCUGUUGUGGAACCACAGCAGAUUCCUCCUCCUGCCUCUACAGUUUGAUGAAUGAAUGUGUAUGUGUUUCAAUUUUUUUUUUUACCAUAUACAUAGACAAAAAAGUUACUGAAUUCAUCUGAGUUACAGACAUCAUUGAUCGAUGUUGUAUCUGUUUUUAUGUUUGUUUUUACUUUUUGACAGCUAUCUAUUUGAGGCAUUUUCACAUAAGAACUUUAAGAGGAAUAUGACUAUUUAAUUAGUUUUGGCAGGAGAUUUAUAAUUUAUCCUUGUAA
Impatiens glandulifera is the source of this 1925-nucleotide messenger RNA. Its product is annotated as cysteine--tRNA ligase 2, cytoplasmic. The transcript is spliced from 9 exons. NCBI's taxonomy places the organism in Eukaryota, Viridiplantae, Streptophyta, Magnoliopsida, Ericales, Balsaminaceae. The record is from RefSeq and is a predicted model, not a curated record. Bases 73 to 1698 code for a protein of 541 amino acids. Gene Ontology annotation, molecular function: cysteine-tRNA ligase activity; ATP binding. Gene Ontology annotation, cellular component: cytoplasm. Gene Ontology annotation, biological process: cysteinyl-tRNA aminoacylation.